AUGCAAUUUUUGGUAAAAUCUUCAGGAAGAGUGGGAUUCUUCGGAUUUGCUACAGCAGCUGCUACUCACAAGGAUAUUGCAGGAAAGAAUUUCUUAAAAUUCCAAAGCAAGUAUGCAGAGUAUGUCACUCAAUUCAAUCAAAAGCUUGAAGCUAUUGAGAAAGAGAAUAAAGCACCAAAUGUUGCACCUUAAGGCAAAGCAUUCGAGCAUCCAUACAAUAAUCCACACAAUCCAGUGAACAUGAGUGGUAUUAAAUCAUCUGAAUUGUUUUACAACUUCAUUGGACCAGAAUAAGUCUCUCCACAUUAUGAAAAUUUCCUUGUUGCAAGAAAAUAUCUGCUUCUCACUUAUGGAGGAUUGAUUGUUAUUGGAUUUGCAGCAGGCACUACAAACCUUCAUUGGAUUGCUAAGUCAUCCUUCUUGCCAUUCUUAUUCUGGAUGCAAAUCAUGUACUUCUACUUGGAAGGUCGUAAAUCAUUUAUGAAACCAUUGCUUGCUAGAUUUUACAGAAGAGUUGCUGGAAAUGAAUGUUUCUAAUUAGAUCAAUAUUAUCAUGAGAAUAUGUAACUCAAAAUUAGAACACUCCUUGAAGCAGCCAAAGGAUAGAUUGAAUAUGGGUAAUUACACAAGGAAUUCAAAGAUGUUAAAGCAGAAUUAAUUAAUACUUUUCUUAUGAAUGAAUAAUUAAAUCUAUAGAGACACGUUGCUGAGAGAUCUCAAAACAUCCUUAAAUCAGUUUAAUAAGCAGAACAAAUUAAUUAAAAUAGAUUAUUAUAAGAAAUUAUUGAAGCUGCUUAGAAGUCCUUGGAAACUAAUUUAAAUAGUAACCUUCCAGAAAUCUAAAAGGCAUUGUUUAAGUCUGCUCUUAAAGGGUUAGCAUAAGGAAAAAUGACUUAUGAAAGCGAUCCUUUAAUUGAGAUGAUUCUUAAAACAAUUAAAGAACAUGUUAGCAAAAUUUAAAAUUUAUCUCCUGCUGAAUAGAAGAAGUUGAUUUCACUUAGCAAAGAUUAAUUAACAGCCAUCUAAGCAAAUGACAAAAAAGCAAAGGAAGAUUUCUUGAGAGCUGAACCUAAGAUCGAUUAAACCUUAAAAAACUAUGAAAAUGUGAAGAGAUAAAUUGCUUCAUGGGGACAAUGAAAGUGAGUAUUUAUUCAUGAUAUCAGAAUAAAUAUAAUAUUAUUCAGAAUAAAGAUUUCAUAACUAUAGAUUUAUACUAUAUUUAAAUAUUCAUACUUUUAAUA
Molecule: messenger RNA, 1241 nt
Organism: Paramecium tetraurelia
Lineage: Eukaryota; Ciliophora; Oligohymenophorea; Peniculida; Parameciidae
Exons: 7
Source: RefSeq, a predicted model, not a curated record